This is a messenger RNA of Lactuca sativa (garden lettuce), 2127 nucleotides long. Its product is annotated as Adenine nucleotide alpha hydrolases-like superfamily protein. NCBI's taxonomy places the organism in Eukaryota, Viridiplantae, Streptophyta, Magnoliopsida, Asterales, Asteraceae. The record is from RefSeq and is a predicted model, not a curated record.
ACAAAAUCCAUAUAAAGAAAAAUGUGUAAUAUUGAAUGGUCAUAUAAAUUAUGGACUAGUGUCAUGUGAGUGAAGAAACAUGAACUACUUGCAAAAUGAAGAAAGCUUCUCCUUCAAGUCUACAUCUUCUUCCAAAGCCGGGCUAUUUUCCGAUGACGAAGAAGGCGGUGUUUUUGAAUUAUCUCUGCCACCACAACCAUCCUUGAUCACUAAAACCAAUGAUAAUAUUCAUGAAAAAGAAGAGGAAUUUGAAUUUUGCUCCUCACUGAAUUCAUCUUCUACCCUUGUCAACUUUCCCAUUUCCACUUUCCACCAUCCCAAACCAGCCACAAUCACCUCCUCUACUACUGCAGAGAUCCAUAUUGAAAAUCAUUAUCAUUUCAAAUAUCAGAAAAAAGUUAAUAAUUUAUUUAAUAUAAAUCAUGGACGCAUUAUUCGAAGCCCACGAUGUCAUCAAGGCCAAGAAGUAACACGGUUGCGGAUAUUUGAUAAAACUCAACGCGAUUCAGCAAGGUUUAGUUGCAUAAGGAAAAUCAUGGUGAAACUAACAUCCAUCAAGACCAUUUUACAAGAUACAAAAUCCCGAUCACUUCAGCAGUCACCGACAAACAAAGUCAACAAGAAGAUUCCCAUGGACAACAAGCCAAAUAAAUUAGGCAUUCAAAGAGACUCUAGCGAUAUGGUCAACACAAAUAGUAACAAGAAACGAAACAAGCAAGAGGAGAAAUCAUCAAAAAGUGGUUUUAAUAAGAUGUUUGGUGGGUUUAUGAAGAAUAUAGGCAUAUGUCGAAGGUCGAAACACGUAGGUAGUAAAAGUUGUCCAGUCUCAAUCAAAUCUUCACCAAUGCAUGAUAAUGAUGUUCGGGAUACUUGUGAUGAACGUAGGAACUCGUUUUACUUGAAAGAUCAUUCCAUUCAGGGAGCUAUUGCUCACUGCAAAAAAUCUUUCGGAAAAUGAACAUAUGCUUUAAUUUUAUAAUUAUGAAUUUCUCCCACCUUUGUAUUAAGUUUUUUCAAAAGUCACAAGGAUUAGAUUUCCAAUCCAAUUAAUCUAUGGCUAUUGUUAAUUCAACUCUACGGUUGUAAGAUUAUCCCCUUUAAUCCAGUUUUUCAGUAAAUUGCCUAAAAUAAGUUUUGGAUCACAAACAAUGACCUAUAGUUUGAUGGUUAUCAUCCUUUUUGACAUAACACAAGAAAUCAAACAUGGUUAACAACCAGAGAUCAAAACCAUCCACCAUCUUCCCGUCCCACCAUCUAUCAUCCCAAGAUAUCAGCAACAGGUGGUGGGGGUGGGGUGGUGAUAGGUGGUGGAAAGAUGAUUCCAGCCCCGAGAACUGGUGGUUGUAACGCAGCAGAACAACGGAAAGUUAUGGUCGUAGCAGAUCCAACCCGUGAGUCAGCAGCUGCUCUUCGUUAUGUUCUAUCUCACGUAGUAUUCGAGAAUGAUACAUUGUAUCUUCUUCACGUUGAGAAUCCUACCUUUUGGAAGAACAGAAUUCCAGGUUUCAUGAACCAAUCAUCACCAUCUUCAACAACCCCUUCCUGUAAUGAAGGCGUAAAUGGCCAUUGGGGUGGUGGUGGUUGCAUCGGAGGAAAUGUUGACUUUCUUGAUCAAAUGAAGGAUGCAUGUGAAAGCAUGCACCCAAAGAUGAAGGUGAAGGUGAUAAAGGUUGAAAUGGGUGCUAUGGAAAAAGCUAACGUGAUUUUAUCACAGACGAAUGUGUAUGGAAUUGAUCUUCUUGUUGUAGGAAAGCGUCAGAGCCUAUCAACCGCAAUACUAUGGCAAGGGAGGAAUGGGACAAUAAGAGGAGAAUUAGCAGAGUAUUUGGUAGAGAACUGCAAAUGCACCUGUGUUGCAGUGCAGAAAAAGAGUCUAACAGGAGGCUACCUUCUCCAUACCAAAACGCAUAGAAAUUAUUGGCUCUUAGCAUAAAGGGCCAAGAACUUUGUGAUUUGAUCACUUGUCUCUUAUUAGUUAUCCCUUCAUUUCAUAAAACAAAGUACAUAGAAUCCAACUUCCGAGGACACACUCGGCUCUUCAAAAUCCAAAACUGAAACGAAUUGUUUAAGCUUCACCAUAUAUAUACAUGAAAAUAUCAAUUCGAAAGAAGGAAAUGUUAUGUUUUA